AUCUGCUUGUAUAAGAAAGACAAAACUCAGUCUGUACACUGGGCACAUCAUCUCUGUGGCGAGGAACUGACUGAUUAAGACAGAAAGAUGAACAGCGCACAGGAUCCGGUCGUCGGCAUCCCGAAGACAAACAUUUACAAGUUCUUCAUGCGCUCCCGUUCAGUUUUCGAAGACAAGGCAAGCGACGAGAAGAACAGCCCAGAGGAUGAGGAUGAAGAAACUCAGUGUGGCAUCGGCUCCUGUAAACCCCAGGCUUGUCGGCCUUGUGGGAACCUCAUAGCAUUCACGUGUACCUACAGUUUCGUAGGCAUCCUUCUGCAGACGCUCACGACAUUUCUGUCGUCACAGAUAACGACUCUGGAGAAACAAUUCAACUUCAGCAGCACCAUCAGCGGGAUGCUCCUCAGCAGUAACGACAUCGGUUACCUCACUGCAGUCCUAUUUUUCAGCCAUUUUGGCAAACAUGGCCACAUACCAAGGGUCCUUGGCGCAACGGGGAUGUUGUUUGGCUUUGCCGGAAUGUUUACAAGCUUGGCAAAUUUCAUCCAUCCCGUCCAUCUUCCGGAAGAGGUACUGAAUGCGACCAAUGAUUACGAGACCCAGUUUGUGUGUAGGGAGAGUAAUAUGACAAUUAUCAGUUCAGCUGCUCAUGAACAGGCUACGUACGACUCGGGCCGAUCGACCAUAGCGUUGUGGGUUAUUGGGAUUGGUAUGGCAUUGCAAGGUGUUGCCAAAACCACUCGCAUCCCUCUAGCUAGUUUCUACCUUGAUAACAACGUGGUGAACAGGGCACAUACCUCUAUUUAUAUAGGAGCGCUGAUGACAUCCAUUUUGUUCGGGCCUUCUAUUGCCCUCGUGGUUGGGAGUGCCCUGGCCAAGAUUCCAGUUGAUCUUCAAGACACAUACCUGACGCCAAGUGACCCUCGCUGGAUGGGUGCGUGGUGGCUGGGCUUCAUUAUCUUCGGGGGAAUUGGGCUGCUUGUGUCUAUUCCUGUUUUCUUUUUCCCACGGAGAAUCGCAGGGGCCCCUAAAUACGAGAUUCCAGAUACGGAAACAGCUCUUGGAAAGAUCAAAGAUAUGCCUCUGUCUGUGCUGCGAGCUCUGUCCAGGCCAGUGUACACAAUCUUCAUCGUCAACAGCUGUCUGUACGGCUUCGCCGUCAGCGGCCUCAUCUCGUUUGGACCGAAGUACAUAGAGUACCAGUUCAAUAUACCGGCAUGGAAGACCAGUCUUAUUCUAGGUAUAUCUCACCUGGUAACGUCAGCGGCGGGGACGUUCAUAGGCGGUGUCCUCACCGGCCGACUCAACCUCUCUCGGCAGGGAUGUCUAAAACUGAUGAUGGUGGUGCAUGCAGUAUCGUUUGGUCUCAACUGUUGUGGCUUCAUACUUGGCUGUGACAAUACGCCCAUAGAAGGAGUCGAUUUCUUCCGCAAUGACAACGAAACUGGCCGGGCAUGCUUCUGUAGUGGGACGCCAUUUCUGCCCGUAUGUGGAGCUGAUCACGUGACCUACUCUAACCCCUGUCAAGCAGGAUGCUGGAAUCAUACGGGUGACGUAUACGGUAGCUGCAGUCGUGUCGAAGGGAUGACUGCGACACCAGGUAUUUGCGACAACGGCUGUAACAACCUCAUCCCCUACAUUGUGACGUCGGUGUUGAUGACCAUGGUCGCGACAGUGGCAAUAAUACCACACUACAUGGUGUACUUGAGGAGCGUUGAAGAACGAGACAAGGCUCUGGCGAUUGGUAUUACCAACUUUCUCUCAACAUUACUUGGUUGGUUACCAGCCCCAAUUGUGUACGGCAAGGUCAUUGACAGCGCCUGUAAAAUCCUGCGUGGCGGUUCAUCUCAUGGCAACGGCGCCUGCUCGCUGUAUGACAUUGUCGAUCUCAGGUACAAGGUGUUUGGUCUAGAAGUGUCAAUCAAAGUCGUAGCCUUCAUUCUGCUGGUCAUAUCCCUCAUUGUGUGUCGCUGGGAGGACAGGAAGAACGAGAGCAAGGGUCAAGCACACAAUAAUGUCGUCCUCACAAAAAAGAUAUCUCAACAUGACGGAGAAAAGUCCAUUGGAAACAGCACCAGUGGAACAUCAGGGAAAAACGAUAAACAUUAGAAAAACCUUUGUUGCUAAUGUUGUUAAGCAAUGGGGUGGACACUUACGAUGAACAUGUACGAUGAUGUGUAAUGCUUUAGUUGAAUUUGAUAUGGAUAAAUUGAAAAAUUAAAAAAAGAAAUGU
Messenger RNA from Haliotis rufescens (red abalone), 2233 nucleotides. RefSeq names its product solute carrier organic anion transporter family member 2A1-like. Lineage: Eukaryota; Metazoa; Mollusca; Gastropoda; Lepetellida; Haliotidae. The record is from RefSeq and is a predicted model, not a curated record. Gene Ontology annotation, cellular component: membrane. Gene Ontology annotation, biological process: transmembrane transport; sodium-independent organic anion transport. Gene Ontology annotation, molecular function: protein binding. Bases 88 to 2109 code for a protein of 673 amino acids. The transcript has 10 exons.